AUGAUUAAACACGAGCAAUUUCGAGAUACUGAUCAAUUAAAAGCAGUUGUGCCGGGUACAUCAACUGUCUUUGCUUCAUUACGAUCACAUAUGUUUCCAACAACAACAUAUACUAUACCGCAACAAACUAUCGAUCCCCACGCAAUUGAUAUAUCAUCAAUUAAAGGACGAUUUGCAUGGGAAAAGAUAGGACUUGGCGACACCUAUAUGCCAGUUAUUUUUCGUGGUACCAUAAAAUACUUUUGUGUUAAAAUGCUUCAUAAACUAUUACCGGAAUACCCCGAAGACUUUAUUCAUCGUUCAUCUUCUUAUCAAUAUCGAAAACCAAUUGAUCUCUAUGCACCAACUUCAAAUGAAUUAAAACUAUUGAAUAGAAUAAAUGCUCAUCAUUCACAUUGGGCAUAUACACGACAACCAUUUAAUGCUGCAGAUGAGUUAGUGCGUGCUUCGGACUUUCUUCUAUUGUAUGAUCAUCUUCGAGGCGCUUGCAAACCAGGACAAAUUCCACGAGCAGGAUCACUAGGUUCACUGCGGCAAAUUUUACCACAACCACAACAUCCUAUUGAGCAGUCAUCAACUUUUCUUACGAAUGGAUCAAAUGCCGCUCGUAAGCAUUCACAUGUACCAGUUACGUCAACGCCUAUUCAAAUACCAUCAUGUUCCACAUCAGAGCUAUUUCGUCAGAACGAUACUUCAUCAAUUCCACGAUCAGUAAUAGCACCAGCCCCAGGACCAGUGCCAGCACCAUCAUUAGCAUUAGCACCAGUACCAACUGUAUCACAUUCUUUACGGCCACCAUCAAAAUAUCAAGCAAAACUAGCGAUGUUAUCUCAGCAAACAUCACAUUAUCUUCCAGAACAAUUACCGCAACAGCUACCACCACCACCACCUAUGCAACAACUAAUAGCAACAGUCUCAAAUAGUAUUACUAGUUCAACAAAUACAGUACUUCCAAGUAAACCAAGUCCUGUUCAAGUCUCAAUUUCUACAUCUCAGUCACCGACACUGAUGCCAAAAAUAGCAGCGGUCCUUUCUUCGCCUCCAGAUUCUGUUGUUUCCUCGUCCACAAAGACAACUAGUGGUAAACGAUCAGCAACUGUACCACAAAUCCAAUUAGCACCGAUGCUUAAACAAUCAUCAUCAGCAUCACUAUCAUCCGUCACAGCAACAACAUCACCUUCAACAACAAAAGCAACUAAUAUUAAUUCUGGUUGGUUACAAAUAAAUAAACUAUACACACCAUAUGUAUCAUUAAAUACAUCAAAUCAUCAUUUAUAUAAAAUACCUGUUAGUCUUUUAACAUUUUAUGAUCUUCUUAAAUUUCCAACAUCUGAAAAUAAUGCAACGGAAUCAAAAGAUACAUCGUUCUCACUUGAACAAACAUUAGUUACACCACAAGAAAUUGAACUUAUUAAUGAACUAUGCAUAAAACAAAAUAUAAAACCAUUUUCUAUUGAUACAAAACUUAUUGAUCUAUUAACUUUUUAUAAAUAUUGUUCAGCGAAUAUUCUUUUCGUUAAAGAAUUACCACUAGAAGAACCAAAAGCAGCUAUUUGUAAAGAUUGGUCAUCAAUUGUACAAAUUAACGGUGGAAUUUGUCGUUUACGUAAUAUAACAACAUUACAUGAACAAACAGUACCAUUUAUUGGAAAUAAAUUAUUAAAAAAUUUUAUUAUAUCAUUACAAUGUUCAGCAUCAGCAUCAUUAACAACACCGACAACUAUGGAAAUGGAAUUUCUUCAAUUAAUUUUAUUUUUUAGUAAUAUGUCAAUUAAUAUCCGUAAUGCCAAAUUAAUUGAUAUUGAAUCUGUACAAAAAGAAUACAAUGUUGAUUUAAUACUUUUAUUUAAUGAUAAAUUUCCAUUAAAUGUGCUCAACUAUCAACAUCAAGAUAAUCGACCGUCUACUUCACAAGAACAAAUUGCUUCAUCAAAUUCUUCAGCCGCAACAAAUACAUUUGCUGAAUCGACACCACCUCCAUCACCGCCUUCACCACCAAUCAAUAAUAAUACUGUUCAUUCAACAUCUCAAUUACCAUUGACAUCUUGCUCUCCCUCCUCCUCCUCCACCGUCUCUGCCACUUUCUCCACCACAUCUAAUUCAUCAAAUCGUUUCCUUAAAACAAUUACAUUUCAUGGUCAUCCAAUGACAGCAUAUAUUUGUUCCGGUCUUGGAUCAAAUGCUCAACGUGAAUGUAUUUCCGUGAAAGCACUUUGUAAUAUGAUGUAUCCCAAUUCAUCAAUAGUGGAUAAACUUGAAUCAAAAAUGCUUCGAUUAUUACGAGUGAAAAAUAUUAAUCGAUUUCGACCACAAAAUCAACAAGCAAUGGGUUUUACACGUUUAAUUGACAUUCAAGAUAUUGAAAAACAUUGGGAUUAUAUUGAACAAGGCAUGCGUUCAUUAGUUCAUAAUGAUAGAGAAGCAAUUGUUUUGCAAGAUAUUUCUUUAUCAAUAUUAGAUAAAGAUUUGAAGGCAAGUACAUUAGAUAAAGUAAAAGAUAACAGUAAUAUAGUUGAACAAGUAACUUCGGUUGAAGUUAAUAAAAGUGAAAAAAGAUCACUAGAGAAACAAUUGGGACCGGAAGAUGUAUCUCUCUCGAAAAGCGUUGAUAAACGUGUACGAAUUUCAAGAGAUGAUAUUAAUGAACAAUCAAAAAUGGAACAAUCACAAGCGGUUAAAACAAUCAAUCAUAAUUGUAAUCAUUUGGAUGAUAAUCAUAAAAAUGGAAACAAGAGCGAUGAUGGCGACGAUGAUGGUGAUGAUGAUAAUGAUAAGAAGAAUCAACGAAUUUCAAGACCACCUGUAAGAAUAGUGCGUCCGCACAGUGAGAAGAAUAAUAUAACAAAUAAACUUCAACAGCAAGUUAAUCGAAGAACGAGUUUAUCAUCACAGAAAGCAACAUUACCAAUGAAAAAGAAGAUAAAAAUUAGAAAACGGCUAACACCACGUAUACGAUCAACGAAACAAACACUUGCAACAUGGGUUCAAAAAUAUAACAUUGAAGAAUGUUGCAUUUGUUUAGAUUUCUAUGAUCCUAUUUAUGAUACUGGAAAACAUUAA
Molecule: messenger RNA, 3060 nt
Organism: Adineta steineri
Lineage: Eukaryota; Metazoa; Rotifera; Eurotatoria; Adinetida; Adinetidae
Source: the annotation of a GenBank genome assembly